This is a messenger RNA of Sus scrofa (pig), 3106 nucleotides long. RefSeq names its product phosphodiesterase 3A (gene PDE3A). Gene Ontology annotation, molecular function: 3',5'-cyclic-nucleotide phosphodiesterase activity. Gene Ontology annotation, biological process: signal transduction. Lineage: Eukaryota; Metazoa; Chordata; Mammalia; Artiodactyla; Suidae. The record is from RefSeq and is marked provisional.
GGAUGGGCUUGUACCUCCUGCGCGCCGGGGUGCGCCUGCCUCUGGCCGUCGCGCUGCUGGCCGCCUGCUGCGGGGGGGAAGCGCUCGUCCAGAUUGGGCUGGGCGUCGGGGAGGAUCACUUACUCUCGCUCCCCGCCGCGACAUGGCUGGUGCUGAGGCUGAGGCUGGGCGUCCUCAUGAUCGCCUUGACUAGCGCUGUCAGGACGGUGUCCCUCAUUUCCUUAGAGAGAUUCAAGGUCGCCUGGAGACCUUACCUGGCGUACUUGGCCGGCGUGCUGGGGAUCCUCCUGGCCAGGUACGUGGAGCAAAUCUUGCCGCAGUCAGCGGGGGCGGCUCCGAGGGAGCAUUUUGGGUCCCAGCUGCUUGCUGGGACCAAGGAAGAUAUCCCGGUAUUUAAGAGGAGGAGGCGGUCCAGCUCCGUGGUGUCCGCCGAGAUGUCCGGCUGUAGCAGCAAGUCCCAUCGGAGGACCUCUCUGCCCUGCAUACCGAGAGAACAGCUCAUGGGGCAUUCAGAAUGGGACCACAAACGAGGGCCAAGAGGAUCACAGUCUUCAGGAACCAGUAUCACUGUGGACAUUGCCGUGAUGGGUGAGGCUCACGGCCUCAUCACUGACCUUCUCGCAGACCCUUCUCUGCCUCCCAACGUGUGUACAUCCCUGAGGGCAGUGAGCAACCUCCUCAGCACACAGCUCACCUUCCAGGCCAUUCACAAGCCCAGAGUGAACCCCGCCGUUUCUUUCAGUGAAAACUAUACCUGCUCAGAUUCUGAAGAAAGCGCUGAAAAAGACAAGCUGGCUAUUCCCAAGCGCCUGAGAAGGAGUUUGCCCCCUGGUUUGUUGAGACGAGUUUCAUCGACUUGGACAACCACCACCUCAGCCACGGGUCUGCCCACUUUGGAACCUGCCCCAGUACGGAGGGACCGGAGUGCCAGCAUCAAACUGCAUGAGGCACCUUCAUCCAGUGCUAUUAAUCCAGAUUCGUGGAAAAACCCAGUGAUGAUGACUCUCACCAAAAGCAGAUCCUUUACUUCGUCCUAUGCUGUUUCUGCAUCUAACCACGUAAAGGCUAAAAAGCAAAGCCGACCGGGUUCUCUAGUGAAAAUUUCACCUCUUUCAUCACCCUGUUCUUCGCCUCUCCAAGGGACUCCUGCCAGCAGCCCAGUCAGCAAAAUUUCUACAGUGCAGUUUCCAGAACCUGCUGAUGCAACGGCCAAACAAGGCCUGAGUUCUCACAAGGCCUUAACUUACACUCAGAGUGCCCCUGACCUUUCUCCUCAUAUCCUGACUCCACCUGUUAUAUGUAGCAGCUGUGGCAGACCAUAUUCUCAAGGGAAUCCUGCUGAUGGACCCCUGGAGAGAAGCGGGCCAGCCAUUCAGGCACAAAGCAGAACAGAUGACACCGCUCAAGUUACCUCUGAUUAUGAAACCAAUAACAACAGUGAUAGCAGUGAUAUUGUACAGAAUGAAGAUGAGACUGAGUGCUCCAGAGAGCCUCUGAGGAAGGCAUCAGCUUGCAGUGCCUACACGCCUGACACCAUGAUGUUCCUGGACAAACCAAUUCUUGCUCCUGAACCUCUUGUCAUGGAUAAUUUGGACUCAAUUAUGGAGCAUCUAAAUACUUGGAAUUUUCCAAUUUUUGAUUUGGUGGAAAAAAUAGGAAGAAAAUGCGGCCGUAUUCUUAGCCAGGUAUCAUACAGACUUUUUGAAGACAUGGGUCUCUUUGAAGCUUUUAAAAUUCCAAUUAGAGAAUUUAUGAAUUAUUUUCAUGCUUUGGAGAUUGGCUACAGGGAAAUUCCUUAUCAUAACAGAAUCCAUGCCACUGACGUCUUACAUGCUGUUUGGUAUCUUACAACACAACCUAUCCCAGGCCUCUCAACUGUGAUUAAUGAUCAUGGAUCGACAAGUGAUUCAGAUUCUGACAGUGGAUUUACACAUGGACAUAUGGGAUAUGUAUUCUCAAAAAUGUAUAACGUGCCAGAUGAUAAAUAUGGAUGUUUGUCUGGAAAUAUCCCUGCCUUAGAGUUGAUGGCAUUAUAUGUGGCUGCUGCCAUGCAUGAUUAUGAUCACCCGGGAAGGACUAAUGCUUUUCUGGUUGCAACUAGUGCCCCUCAGGCGGUGCUCUACAAUGAUCGUUCAGUUUUGGAAAAUCACCAUGCAGCUGCUGCUUGGAAUCUUUUCAUGUCCCGGACAGAAUAUAACUUCUUAGUUAACCUUGACCAUGUGGAAUUUAAGCACUUCCGUUUCCUCGUCAUCGAAGCAAUUUUGGCCACCGACCUGAAGAAACACUUUGACUUUGUAGCCAAAUUUAAUGCCAAGGUGAAUGAUGAGGUUGGAAUAGAUUGGACCAAUGAAAAUGAUCGUCUGCUGGUUUGUCAAAUGUGCAUAAAGUUGGCAGAUAUCAAUGGGCCAGCUAAAUGUAAAGAGCUCCAUCUUCAGUGGACAGAGGGUAUUGUCAAUGAGUUUUAUGAACAGGGUGAUGAAGAGGCCAGCCUUGGGUUACCAAUAAGCCCCUUCAUGGACCGCUCUGCUCCUCAGUUGGCCAAUCUUCAGGAAUCUUUCAUCUCACACAUCGUGGGUCCUCUGUGCAACUCCUAUGAUUCAGCAGGACUUAUGCCAGGGAAAUGGGUGGAAGACAGUGAUGAAUCAGGAGAUACUGAUGACCCGGAAGAAGAGGAGGAAGAGGAGGAGGCACCAAAAGAAGAGGAAACCUGUGAAAAUAAUGACUCUCCAAGAAAGAAAACUUUCAAAAGGAGGAAAAUCUACUGCCAAAUAACUCAGCACCUCCUGCAGAACCACAAGAUGUGGAAGAAAGUCAUUGAGGAGGAACAGCGGUUGGCAGGCAUAGAGUCUCAAUCCCUGGACCAGGCCCCCCAGCAGCAUUCCUCAGAACAGAUCCAGGCUAUCAAGGAAGAAGAUGAGGACAAGGGGAAGCCGAGAGGAGAGGAGACCCCAACACCAAAGCCAAACCAGUGACAAUGGAUAGAAUGAGCUGUGUUUCCAAACAGAGUGACUUGUCACAGACUCUUUUCAAGCCAGCACAACACUUAGACACAACACUGUAGAAAUACAAGAAGAUGGGCAAACAGCUAUUGCAUUUUGGGAUUCUU